AUGCGCAUUGCAUGGCACACGGUUGACCUUCCCACAGAGGGGGUGGCUCAGCGAGGGUACCGAAGGGACUAUUUGGGCACUGGUGUGAAGUGGCUGGGAGUAUUGUGGCUGCUGUGGCUUCAACUGAGCUUGCUGUUACUCGUCAUUGGACAGUAUAACGGUGCUUGGCCGUUCUAUUCCGUGGAUCUCGAACCAACUUGGAACAGCUACACACGAGGGUUCCUGGCUGCUUGGGUCACUAGUACGACAGCUCUUAUGCUCCUCAAGAGGUUUGAAUACUUCUUCAGCACGCUGUAUUUACUACCGUGUGAGCUUAUCUUGGCUGAUUAUGUGAUGAUGACUGCUACGACUGUUGAUGAGUGCGGUGGUGGAGUUAUUCGUCAUUCUGAUCUAUGCAAAGUUGAGAUCCGCUUCAACGAUGAGUCAAGUGACAUUCACGAGUGGCAGAAGCGAUCUGAUAACUUUGAAGCGUCCUUGACUUGGGUGUGGAUGUCCUGGGCUACCAUCGAUGUUGCUGUGUGCUACUCCUAUGGUCAUGUGUACCGUCGGGCUGUGUAUCGUAAUCUGGCGUUGAUGGUUACUGUCAUUGCCCUUGGUGUGCCCGUACUGGUCCUGUUGCUCAAUGGUAGUUGCUCUUACAACUGCGCCUUCAAGAUCAAUUGCAAGGAUGAGGACUACUUUGCAUUGAAGGAUAGCUGGUUCAACUAUUUCCUAUUUAGUUAUGAAGAGAUAGGAGGCACUGAAUGGUACAGUUCCGUGCCAUCCAAUGUAUUACCAGUGGGUCUCCGUUGGGGCUUCUUGGCUCUGUUUUCGGGUAUGACUCUAUUGCAUCAUCUUUCCUAUAGUAUCAUUAUUCUUGGUCCCUGGGUGCAGAAAGUACUCCCCAGUUGGGGUUGGGGCGCUGAGGAAGCAUCUGCUGGGAUGGUCAACGGAGGCGGCCGUUCAUUCCAGUUGCCCAAGUUGCGAGUAUUGGGCAAGAAAAUUAAAAGGAGGCUAAGGCGUGGACGUAGUGCUAUGACAAGUGGCAAGUCUAAGGUGGAGCGGCGCAACUCUUUAGCGUCUCUGGCUACUGAUGCUGACUUUACUGGGAUGGACUAUGCCGAGGAUCGAUUUGCUGACAUCCAGCACGUUGCGUUUGAAGAUGAAACGGUUACGCCGCCUUCGUCGAGCGGUGCUGCUGCUGCUGGACCCGUCCUUUUUGGUCGUCAAAAUGAGCCUGAACGCAUUUAAAUUUAAAGUAUUUCACCUACGACGUAUAUCCUCAUCGGACAUGCUCUUUUAAUUAUAUCUGCCUCUGGCUCGA
This is a messenger RNA of Perkinsus marinus ATCC 50983, 1303 nucleotides long. RefSeq lists its product as hypothetical. The record is from RefSeq and is a predicted model, not a curated record. Lineage: Eukaryota; Perkinsozoa; Perkinsida; Perkinsidae. The transcript has 12 exons. Bases 1 to 1230 code for a protein of 409 amino acids.